AUGUUCUUUUACUCACCUGGAGUGCAGUUGAUAGUACCAAAAGGAUGUAGUUUACGUCAUUCUUCGAGUAUCCCAAUGGUUCGACCGAUACGAAUGAUUGGUAUUGUGCAUAAGGUGUUUGUAGAGAGAGGUUAUGGCUUUAUUCUUGCCGCACCUCCACCUGUUUCGUUACUAAAACCCUUAACUUCUUCAAGAAGAGUAGAUGGUGACUCAACUGGAUUGAAUGAACAGCAGAUGGUCUCUCAAAAAGAUCCUAUAAGUGUUUGGUUUCCACUUAAUUCCAAAAGUGGUGGCCGUCUUGGUAAGCCAGAGGAGUUAAGAGAAGGUUCAGUCUCUUCUUUUCCCUCGCGUGGGUCUUAUGUGACCUUUACUGCGACUUGUCACCACGACGCGGCCAAGCAGGUGUGUGUGUGGCGAACACAAGAAGUGAAGCCCUGCGAUGUGAAGAAAAAGUUGCAGGCAGCGUUGCGAACGGCUCGAGAUCCCCGAUGGGAUCGCAUCACAGCAGAGGACGUGGCGAAGGCAAAUAGAGAGAUUGCAUGGUACUUCGCUGCUGAAAAACCGGUUUCUCUGCAAUCUCCACAGAGAGCGCAAGUUAGUGAAGAUAGUGCCAUCUCUACUGCGGCAUUACUAGAGGAUGACACGGACACGGAGGAGCAGCGGUCACAGAUGAGCCAAGAGAGAAUGCGCAGGCGUUUACACAAGAUCAAUGAGAUGGCAAGAAGGUUUGUAGUGUCUGAGACGGAUUUGCGACGACCUUUGCUGUGGAUGCGGAAUGUUGGUGGUUGCUCGAUUGAUAAUGAGGAGAAUAAGGGAAGCGUAAAUCACUUCUCUAAAUUCUCAGAAGAUGAGAAAAAGCGUUGGGAACGUGUGCAACAAUAUUUGAAUGAGCAAUAG
Trypanosoma theileri is the source of this 897-nucleotide messenger RNA. RefSeq lists its product as uncharacterized. The transcript has a single exon. Lineage: Eukaryota; Euglenozoa; Kinetoplastea; Trypanosomatida; Trypanosomatidae. The coding region runs from base 1 to 897 and encodes 298 amino acids. The record is from RefSeq and is a predicted model, not a curated record.